UUCAUCGUCCUUCUUCACAACACCUCUCCAAGAACUAAAUAAAAUAAAAAAUGAAGGCUACAUCCACCACCAAUGUCUUUGCCAUUUUCAUUCUCUUUGCUUUCAUCUCCUUCCACCUACCUUCUUUAGCCACGGCUGAAUUGCUCGACACAGACGGCGACCUUAUCCAAAACGGCGGCUUAUACUACAUCCUCCCAGUUUUUCGAGGCAACGGUGGUGGAAUAGGCCGAACCACCACCGGAAACGAAACGUGUCCACUAACCGUUGUCCAACAACGCUCCGAAGUGGACAACGGGUUACCAAUUAAAAUUUCAUCUCUGGCCUUAAUCCUUUAUCUCUAUGAAGGACUUCCUUUGGAUUUAUCCUUUUCGGCUGUUCCUUUGUGUACUCCUAUUCCUUCCAGAUGGACUCUCGUCAAGGGUCUACUGGGAGGAAAAGGAGCCACGGUGAAACUCACCGGUUUUUACGAGAACGAGGUGCAGGGUUGGUUUGAGAUAAGGAAACACUUGGAUGACUAUAAACUUCGCUUUUGUGCUUCUUCAAAUAAUAAUUGCGUGGAUAUUGGGGUUAAACGUGAUGAUGAGGGAAAUAGGCUUUUGGUUGCAACGGAAGAUAACCCUUUCGUGGUUAUGUUUAAGAAAGCUAAGUCGUCUUAUUCUGCUUGAAGAUCGAUCCAUGCAUGAUAAUAAGCAAAUAAUAAUUAAGCCAUGGAAAAAAAAGUUUAAUCUUGUAUGUACUUUCUUAUCUGACGGGAUAAGAUAUGUUCGUUAUGAAUGUGCAAGAUGAGAUUAAACUCUAUUUGUAAGAAUAAUUAUGGAGACGGCUUAUUCCAAGAUAUGUUCGUAUAACAAUAUUUUCACGUAAAUAACCAUCUUUAUUAAGUAUUUUGCUAAAAAAAUAUUGGUUUCUAACUAAUGGAUGGAACUGGUAAAUAAAUGUUUAUUUAUCCUUUGAAGACACUGUUAUAUUCUUUAAAAAAUAAGGCACACUAUUAAUCUCUUAUUUUGUCUUUCUAAAUGAAUCGAGGGGUAUCUACUUUAU
This is a messenger RNA of Arachis stenosperma, 1041 nucleotides long. RefSeq names its product factor Xa inhibitor BuXI-like. The transcript has a single exon. The record is from RefSeq and is a predicted model, not a curated record. The coding region runs from base 51 to 665 and encodes 204 amino acids. Gene Ontology annotation, molecular function: endopeptidase inhibitor activity. NCBI's taxonomy places the organism in Eukaryota, Viridiplantae, Streptophyta, Magnoliopsida, Fabales, Fabaceae.